AUGAUGGCACUCAGACUCACCCUGAGAACAACAGCCAAGGAAACAGACUCAAGGCUCGCUGCCUGUCCUGCACAGCGGUGGUUCUGAAGGCCGUCUGGGGACUCUUGAUCAUCUUGUCAGUGUCAUCCUCUUGGGUUGGAACCACACAGAUUGUAAAAAUCACUUACAAGAACUUCUACUGUCCAUUUUUCAUGACAUGGUUUUCAACAAACUGGAACAUUAUGUUUUUCCCAGUCUAUUAUUCUGGGCAUCUGGCCACUGCUCAAGAAAAGCAAUCUCCAAUGAAAAAAUUCAGGGAAUGCAGUCGGAUCUUUGGUGAAGAUGGUCUGACACUGAAGCUCUUUCUUAAAAGAACUGCUCCCUUUUCUAUCCUAUGGACUUUGACAAAUUACCUGUAUUUACUGGCUUUAAAGAAGCUGACGGCCACGGAUGUCUCUGCUCUGUUCUGUUGUAACAAAGCCUUUGUCUUCUUGCUGUCGUGGAUUGUGCUGAAAGACAGGUUCAUGGGAGUGAGGAUAGUCGCGGCAAUAAUGGCAAUUACUGGCAUUGUCAUGAUGGCCUAUGCAGAUAACUUCCACGCGGACUCCAUCAUAGGUGUGGCCUUUGCAGUGGGCUCGGCCUCUACGUCCGCAUUAUACAAGGUUCUGUUUAAGAUGUUUCUCGGAAGUGCCAACUUUGGUGAAGCCGCACACUUUGUCUCCACUUUGGGUUUCUUCAAUUUGAUCUUCAUCUCCUUCACCCCGGUCAUCCUGUAUUUCACCAAGGUGGAGCACUGGUCCUCUUUUGCUGCUCUGCCAUGGGGCUGUCUCUGUGGGAUGGCAGGAUUGUGGCUGGCCUUCAACAUCCUGGUCAAUGUUGGUGUGGUGCUGACCUACCCAAUUCUGAUCUCCAUUGGGACAGUGCUUAGUGUCCCUGGAAAUGCAGCUGUGGAUCUCCUGAAGCAGGAGGUGAUAUUCAAUGUCGUCCGCCUGGCCGCCACGAUCAUCAUCUGCAUCGGGUUCCUGCUGAUGCUGCUGCCUGAGGAGUGGGAUGAAAUCACUCUGAGAUUCAUCAACAGCCUGAAGGAGAAGAAGAGUGAGGAGCAUGUGGAGGACAUGACCGAUCCCAGCAUGCACCUGCGGGGCAGAAGCAGGGCCAACGGGACCGUGUCUAUCCCACUGGCUUAAAGAGGGACACAAUCUAAAUGCACGUGUAUGUAUAUUCUGUGAAUAUAAAAUUUUCUCACUACCUGUACACUUAAAUGACAAUAUUCACUCAUAAUUUGGAUAAACCAUAUGUGAAAUAAUGCCAACAAUAAAAGUUUACAUUUAUAUGCUUACUGAGGAGCUGGUGUAAAUAAUCAUAAUAAAUUUUUUUAAUUAAAACAUAUUUGUCCUU
This is a messenger RNA of Octodon degus (degu), 1377 nucleotides long. RefSeq names its product solute carrier family 35 member F4 (gene Slc35f4). Gene Ontology annotation, cellular component: membrane. The coding region runs from base 192 to 1166 and encodes 324 amino acids. Lineage: Eukaryota; Metazoa; Chordata; Mammalia; Rodentia; Octodontidae. The transcript is spliced from 6 exons. The record is from RefSeq and is a predicted model, not a curated record.